This is a messenger RNA of Nezara viridula (southern green stink bug), 207 nucleotides long. The record is from the annotation of a GenBank genome assembly. NCBI's taxonomy places the organism in Eukaryota, Metazoa, Arthropoda, Insecta, Hemiptera, Pentatomidae.
AUGGAAGACGAAGAUGAGAACAUUUGUUUACUGUCUUAUAAGUUUUAUUUCCUCCGUUUUCCUCGUAAAGUGCGGAUUCCAUAUAAUAUCAUAAAGGAAUCUAACCCGAAUAAGGUUGCUGGGAAAAAACAAGAUCAAGAAAGUGUUAUUUCCGUUUCUUCACAUCCAGCAAUGGAUCAAGGGAAAGUGAGAUCUCUCAAGUGUUAA